CCUCAAAGUAGGGGUCUUGAAGGGUCGGCCCAUCACGCACCCGUACCGUGCGCCUGACCCUGCCCUAGGACCUUCACUUUAGCACUUUACCUACUAUCGAUUUCUCAAGCGCCAGAAUGGACAGCGGAUGGCCCGAUCGGCCGGCGAAGCGCCCGAGAUCUGGACAGUUACCCGCUAACGACCUUGAUCAAAAUGCUACUCACUUGUCCGACCUUCCAAGAGGUCACAGCUCCCCACCACAAGGGGAAUACCACGGAGCUUCUGAUGGCCCAGGACUUCUAUACCGCUCGGAGUAUGCGCUGUAUCCGCCGCUGAUUGAGUCAACAAAUAACCUCAGCACCGCGAACUCAGACGACAGGGCGUCGUGGAAAAACAACUGGGCCGAGGAUGAAACUUCGGUUGCAAGCUCCGAGUCUUCUAGCAGCAGUGUGCAAGAACGCUCAUUGGAGAUGGAAGAUUGCUCAUCUAGCUCAGACUCGGGGGGUGACUCUGAAGAAUCUGUUUGUUUUGGAAUGUUAUGUGACAUCCCUGCGAAAUUUUACCGAUCCCGCGGCCACAAUGUCGCCCACGAAAUUCGUGAGGUACUGGACUGCGAUGACGAUCCUGUACCAUUGAGUCUUGCGUGUGCUGAAAGCUACUGCAUGAUCAACACCGAACUGGGACAGUCGAUCGGAGUGCUCAACAAGAAGGCCAGCGACGCUUUCACCGAGCUCUUGGCUCUCGGUCCUCUCACCCUCCACGGAAGUUCCAAGCACUCGAUUCUUCAGGCUGGACUAGUGGAGUUAGAGAAGGGAGCCCCAUCGCCUUGCUUCGAGAUGAAUAUCACCAUCCUGGGUCCAGCUGAGAUCUCCGAGAAUGUGGCCCGAGUGCUUUCUACGCACCGGCUUUAUCUACAGCAUCCUGAUGUCAUAUCUGACUUCUGCCGCUAUGCCAACCCGCAAUAUCUUGAUAUGCCCGAUUGGCUGGAAGACGAGGCGUGUGAUGGGCAUGCUAAAGAUCUUGCCGGCGAUAUGGAUGCUAGAGACUCGAAGAACCCAUCACGGCAUCCGAGAGACUUGUUGGCCCUAUUUGACGCUCUCUCCGGAAUUAAAGACCUUAGACCAGCGACUGCAGACCCAUGCAUAACGACGCAGCUCAAGGAAUACCAGCAACACGCCUUGGACUUUAUUUUGGGCAGAGAGUUCGGAGACGACACCAAGUAUGUUAGCCUCUGGGAAGCUACCCGACCCCAUAAUGGGGGCUUAGUGUAUCGCCACGCCAUCACAGGAUCCAAAAGGCCUACUCCAGAGGAUAUUCGCGGUGGAAUACUAGCCGAUGAAAUGGGGCUGGGAAAGACCUUAACCAUGAUCUCGGCAAUCACAACGACGUUGAGGAAAGCAAAAGAGCUAACCAAGCCCUUGCAAGAAGCCGGCGACCCUGGCGCUCUGUUCAAGUCAUAUUCGACGCUCGUCAUCGUCCCUUCUGCAUUGCUCAUUGAUGGGUGGGUCAAUGAAAUUGAGAGACAUACGCAGCCCGGGUCAAUAACAUACUCCAAACAUCACGGCCCGCAGAGGCGACUUGACAUCAACGAACCUCUCCCCGACGUAGUCCUAUCCACAUAUGGCACAGUUUGCGCGGAGCUUGGUCGCAGCCAUGGCAGCAUUCGCCAGAUCCACUGGUACAGGAUCGUUCUGGACGAAGCUCAUGUUGUGCGAAAUUGGUCAACAAAGCAAUUUCAAGCCAUGAGCAGCAUAUCGUCGCACAUCAGAUGGUGUAUGACCGGCACUCCAGUGCAAAAUAGCCUCGACGAUCUCGGAGCCUUGGUACGAUUCUUACGCGUACCCAUGAUCGGCGAAGUCUCCAGUUUCCGCAAAUAUGUCUCAGGCAAGAACAAGAACAAGAACAAGAACAAGCUGGCAAACCUACAAAUCAACGACUACACUAAUUUGAAGCGGCUUAUCCGGGCAAUAUGCCUACGGCGAAACACAGACGUGCUGAACCUCCCGGGAGUUGAGUUUUGUACGCGCCAUCUGGUGUUCAGCGAGGACGAACGAAACGAAUACAAUGCCCUCGACUUUGCUUACCGGCAAGCCGUUCACCGAGCCGCCUUGGGCAGUGGCUCGAAAGGACAAAAUAGCGGAAGCAUUCUGGGCGCAGUCCUCAACAUGCGGCUCUUUUGCAAUCAAGGCUUGAAUCUCGGUCAAUAUCCCGGGGGUUUUCCAACAGACUCUGAUGAGAUUUUGAGUCUCAUGCAACAAAAGGGAGCGAGUUGUUGUGCCUAUUGCGGGUGCGACCUUACUAUGGUCACAGGUUCCGAGCCCGCCGAAAAGGCUCGCUUGACGGCUUGCCAUAUGCUCGUCUGCGGUGAUAUGGACUGCGCGCAGAGGUUCCGGGAUGCGCUUCGAGCCGGAGGCGAUCAUGGCUUCCCCGUCUGCCCCUUUUGUAAAAACAAACAUCGGGAUGACAAUCUCCUGGAUUUGGCGGAUGAGAAUAACGCAAAUAGCGCAGAGAAGCUCGUGCAGUCAGCGUACUCGUCAAAGCUCAAAGUACUACUUGAGAACGUGCAAAACAAGCCAACUGAGGAGAAGAGUAUCAUAUUCUCAUUCUGGAAGAGGACACUCGACACGGUGGGGAAAAUGCUUACCGAGAACGGAAUCUCGUAUUGCCAAGUUAACGGCAGCUUGAGUAAGAGCCAAAGAGUUGCAGCUCUUGAAGAAUUUCGAAGCAGCCCCAGAACAACGCUGCUUCUCAUCACUCUUGGCACCGGAUCCACAGGGCUGAACGACUUAAACGUUGCGAACUCGGUACACAUCCUCGAACCCCAGUGGAAUCCCUCGAUAGAGAGGCAAGCGAUCGGUCGAAUAUCAAGACUUGGACAGGAAAAAGCCGUGACUGUCUUCCGUUACAUUGUAGAUGAGAGCAUCGAAGAAGAAAUCGAAGACCGACAGGGCACGAAGUUGCAACUGGCCAUGGGCGGAGGGUUAUAUGAUGAAGGGUCGAAUGAUAAGGUGAAGCGGAGGGUUCAUCGGCAGCAACAGAUAGCGGCGCUGAAAAGGGUUGAGCCGGUCAAGAAGUGAUUAAUAAGGUGGUAGGAUCUUCAAGAUAAACACUAGCUCGAACCUUUAUCGUGCCUUAGGUAGGUAGGUAAUAAAAAUUAGUGGGAAAGAUGCACGCCUGCAUUGGGUUGGACCGGU
Messenger RNA from Lasiosphaeria miniovina, 3173 nucleotides. RefSeq names its product SNF2 family N-terminal domain-containing protein. Gene Ontology annotation, cellular component: nucleus. The transcript has 9 exons. Gene Ontology annotation, biological process: DNA repair. The coding region runs from base 117 to 3056 and encodes 979 amino acids. NCBI's taxonomy places the organism in Eukaryota, Fungi, Ascomycota, Sordariomycetes, Sordariales, Lasiosphaeriaceae. The record is from RefSeq and is a predicted model, not a curated record. Gene Ontology annotation, molecular function: ATP-dependent chromatin remodeler activity; ATP binding.